CAUACAAUUAUUCCCGCGCGUGAUAUUUUCAUAAUUAUUCACUUCAUUAAAUAAGUAAACAUCUGUUGCAGUUUAUUAAUUAUUACACAUAGUAUUACGUAUCUAUUGCACGUGUUACACAUUUAUUAACAGUAAAUUGAAAUUUUGUGUCAAUUUAAUUCUCCACAAGCGACCGACUUAACCACCGGAGUUCGCGCAAGCGUGUACCUCAUCGUCGAGAACAUGGGAGGCUCGGGGCACGGUAAAGUUCUAGAAAAUCAAUACGGCAAUGUCCGCCGGUAACUAGACAGUUGGAGCUCAUCCUUUGCAAGGAACGCGUCGGAGCUUAACGCGCACGCUCAAGUCGGCAACGUUGGUCAGAACAGUCCAUUGCACUCGAGUCUUCAUCGUCUACGUCAUCAUCUUUCUCGUCGAGGCUACCGACUCCGGUUCAUUUUCCUUCUCUCUCAACUUCACGAAGUUAAGGGCGCUGAAAGGAGGUGGUGGUCGUAUCGUCGCACUUGAAGAAAAGAACGUGCCAGCAGCUCAUCUCGGGUAACUGACCUUGUGCAACAGUGCGCGAGCUCUCUCUCUCUAUCAGCUCUAAAACAACGAAGCCCUAGAUCGUCGCAGCAACUUCGGCAUUUGCAAGAGUCUUGCGCGAAUCAGCUAUCUCCACAAGAAGAGCAUCGCGCGAUCUACGCACUUCCGAACUAGAGAUAUCUUUGAGUGUACGUUCGAGUCGUUUUGGACUCAACGUACGUAAAGAUAUUAUUACAUAAGCCGACACAAGACACGACGGGAGGAGAUUAGACGGCGCCCCCGCGAGCUCUCGACGAAGCCGUGUUUUAUUUAUUAAACGUCACCGAGAAGAUAGUCCAAUCCUAUCCCGCUACUACAAUCGAGUUGGUGGGCAUUCGUGGCCAGGCCGUCAGGCUACUGCGACGUCUGGUAGGCGCGAGUGAUUGGUCCUUCCGCACGGAUUUACCGAAACAUCCCCAAAACGGCAACCCGUCGUCGUCGUGGUGCUACCGGGGCCCCGCCGUUAGCCGCGAGAGAUCGCGAGAAGGGAGCUUGGGAGGAUCGGCGAGAGGAUCGGACUGUUCGCACGCGACCGGCACCGGUCUGCUCUGCUACGCCGCUUGCUGGCGGCCCAGUGAGAUGGAGGAGAAGUCCUCUGCCCGAUUCUCCGAAUAUCUGUUCGCCAAAAUGGGUGGGCAGGACGUCUCGGCCUCUCAGGGUCCCCGCAAGGUGACCGCCGACACUAGAAAGUGGAUGCGAGAGAACCUGCUGCUCAUGGUUACUCUGUCCGGUGUACUCUUCGGCAUUAUUCUCGGAUUCGGUUUGCGACCAUUGGAUCUUGGAGACGACGCAGUAAUGCUAAUUAGCUAUCCAGGAGAGCUCUUUAUGAGAUUGCUAAAGCUAAUGAUUUUACCUCUGGUGAUCGCCAGCCUAAUAUCGGGUUCGGCGAGUUUGAACGCCAGGAUGAAUGGAAUGAUCGCCGUUCGCACUCUGGUGUACUUUAUACUCACGUCUUUGCUGAACGCUGUCCUUGGUGUAGUCCUGGUGCUCGUUAUUCAUCCCGGUAAUCCUGGCAUCAGAGAAUCGAUCGCGCCCUCGCAUCACGCGAGAGCCGUCAACAUUCUUGACAGCCUGCUCGAUCUGGGAAGGAACAUGUUUCCCGACAAUUUGUUUCAAGCAGCUUUCCAACAGGCGCACACGGUGUACGUUCCGAAGAAACAACAGUUUCACAACAACACCGAUCAGUUGCCAACGGAAGUUCUGGGAGACGAGGAAUUGAUAAGAGUGAUACAGUACAGAAGUGGUACGAACACUCUGGGCAUAGUUUUCUUCUGUCUGGUCUUCGGUACGUUUCUGGGAACACUCGGCGAGAAGGGUCAAGUCGUCAUAGACUUCUUCAAGGCUGUAUUCGAGGUCAUCAUGCGAAUGGUAUCAGCGGUUAUGUGGAUGACACCGGUUGGCAUCACCUCUGUGAUAGCAGGCAAGAUACUCGGCGUGGACGAUCUGAUGCUGGUGAUGUCGCAGUUGGCUUGGUUCAUCAUCACGAUCGCGAUCGGUGUCUUUCUGUAUCAGCUGGUGAUCAUGCAACUGAUAUAUACGGCCUUCGUUAGGAAGAACCCCUUUAAAUUCUACGCCGGCCUGGCCCAGGGCACCCUCACCGCCUUCGCCAUGGCAUCAACGGCUGCCGCGCUUCCCGUGACUUUUCGUCUGAUGACCGAGAAGCUCAGAGUCGACCCUAGGGUCACCAGAUUCGUCCUGCCGAUCGGUUGCAAUAUUAACAUGGACGGUACCGCGCUCUUCGUCGCCGUGGCCAGCAUUUUUAUCGCCCAGAUGAACGGCAUUUUCCUGGGCUUCGGCGAGAUUAUCACUGUUAUUCUGACAUCCACCGCUGCUUCCGUAUCAUCGGCUUCGGUCCCAAGCGCCGCGCUCGUUCUGCUGCUGGUCGUUCUAAGCGCCAUCGAUGCUCCCGUUAAUGACGUUUCUCUGUUGUUCGCAAUCGACUGGUUCGUAGAUCGAAUUAGAACCACCAACAACAUGCUCGGAGAUUGUUACGCAGCUGCAGUGGUCGAACAAUUGUCGAAGAAGGAAUUGAUGGCAUUGGACGCGGCAGCUUAUCAAUCGGAAACAGUGCUGCCAACCACUAUUGCCAACGGAUGUCUUUCCGCCAACAGGGUACCUGAUCCUGACACCGUCGUCGUCGAGAUGCAGGACGACACACGGAUAGCAGGGAUCGCCAAGUAAACACGCUUGUUGCUUCGGAGUUCUGCACAUGUCAAGAAGUGUGACGGAAGAAACAGUUUGACUAGUGUUUAGCCUCGCAGAAUAACUUAGUAUUGUAGAAUGAAGAAAAACAAAAAAAAAAAAAACGCCCACUCUGCCACGGAACUAUUUAAACAGAUAUAAUAACAGCCUAUAUUCAACGAGGAUCAAAAAAGGGUACACGAGUUGCGCCAAAGGCGUGUUUUAGUUCCUGUGCUUCUCUUCGUUCCAAUGAUCGGAGUUUAAACAAAUGAGAUCUUCCGUAAGAAGUUCUGAUCAAGUUAAAAGAUAAACUCUCGCAUAAUGAUUGUCUCAAAAUGCGACACAAAAGAAAUUCAAAGUCAAUAACGAUGAGGGGACACAUUAACACAUGUGAGACGCAGGCAUAGCAAUAAGAAUUGAUAUAUACGUAAUUCAAAAAGCUUGCAAAAGCUCGAGGAAAGCGCGUUUCGUCAGUCGCCACGACGGUGUAAUAACUACGCUCGACGUUGUACUCCAAGUAUAUAUAUAUGAGAAAUCAGGAACACAUAAAGUCGUCCAACGACCGUAACGGAUUUGACUGGAUUAAACAAAAGAAAAAAAAAAGAGACUAAUCUAAUCGACUGAUUCGUGUAACAAUAAAAGAUAAGCGAUCAUAGAGGAAGAUCCACAACUCUCUCUCUCGAAGAGAUCACCAAUUCGAUUGCACUUUCUCACAGAAAAAUUAGAGUUUAUUUUUUACGAUUGAUAAAAAAAAAACAAAAACAGCGUCGAAUGUAGUGCCUUAUUUCGAAUCGACAAGCAAGUAAUCACACAAUGAAAGUACAUAAAGAAACCAAGUUAAGUUAUCAAGUCCUGAAUUGGGAUACAAAAAAAAAAGAACUCUGUCUUAGUAUAAGCGAUUUUUGUCGUUUCUUGAUGUGUCUCUUUGAACGUUCCAGGAAAAAAAAAAAAAAACAAAAAACCGAGAAACACGCGCGAUUGUCUCGAGUGACAUUGACGAAUGCAGUUUCUAUUGGGGGUUUUAAGAGGGAUUUUUUUACGACGGUCGGGGAAGCUUGAUGUGAUAAUUGUUAGGUGGCUACAUACGUAUUUACAGACACACACAUAUACACACAUAUCUAGGAUAAAACACAGAUACACAUUUAAUUUAUCUUUAGUGUAAUACGACUUAAGCAGCAUUCUGAAGACUACUCGCUUGGCAUUUCAUUUCGAAUCGGUGAAAGAAAAAACGGGAGAAAAUCCGAGGAAAAAAAAUUAACGGGAAUCGAUACAUAUUGACCCCUAAAGUAAUACCGCAAAAGAAAGAAGACUUACAAGCGAGUAUAGACCUUUAAAUAGAUUGUAAAAGUCAUAUCGAGUUAAGCAUCGGACCACAUAUUAACUGACAGAAACUGAUGCAUAAAAUCCUCUUACGUGUUCUGCUUUUAAAAGAACGGAUGCUUUCGCGAAAGAGUGUUUACAUAAAGAGAUAAGAGAUUUAAAAAAAAAAAAAAAAAAGUUUUUAACACGCAUCAGCGAAAAUGAAAAAAAAAAGAUUAUCUGAGAUCUUUACGAAACAACUUGCAUUCUUUUCACACGAUUCUGUCUCUUUGCGCUCUUUUUCGACAGCACUCCCUCCCUAAUGUCGUAGACUUAGACCUUCCAGUAUACUGUUGUCCACUCAAUAGCUUAGAGUAAACCGAAAAUUCGUGUUUUACGAAUUAAAAAGACAAAAAAAAAAAAACAAACAAAAAAAAAGAUAAAAAAAAAAGAACGAAUUACGUUUCGCUCGAACGUCAAAAGCCAUGCUUAUAUAUACGACAUAUAAAUAACAAAGAGAAUGAGAAAAAUUAAAUAGCGCAGCUCUUAGUCGAGCGGCAACAAGACUGGAUACAUCAUAUAUUAUAGUGUAUUACCGUUUUUGCUAAACAUAUAGUAAACUAAACGAUUCCACUACGGUUUCGCUGAAUUCUAGGCACUAGAUAGGUAGGUCGAUACGUGUUUCAUCGUAGAGACUGUUUAAAUGUACAAAUUAUUCGGGAUAGUAUUGUUAUAAUAAUUGUUUUGUUUUUUCUUAGCAAUUGUGAAUGUCUCCAUCCAUAUAAAUUGCGAAAGCAUUAGUUUCUUCUUGUUCAUUGAAAGGGUUUUAGAAUAAGUGAUGUAUAUAUUAUAUAUGUAUAUGUAUAUAUGUGCAGUUUUUAUGAGGAGAACAAAAUUAUAGGUGGUUUUUUAUUUUUUGGUUUUUCCAAUUGUUUUUGAAACAACUUGCCAUUUUUUCAAGUGAUAUCGCCAGGUGCUCCUAUUGCUCAGCACGUUUUACACUCAAGCAAAACAAAAAAAAAAAAAAAAAAACAA
Molecule: messenger RNA, 5076 nt
Organism: Pseudomyrmex gracilis
Lineage: Eukaryota; Metazoa; Arthropoda; Insecta; Hymenoptera; Formicidae
Gene: Eaat2
Product: excitatory amino acid transporter
Exons: 12
Coding region: 1141-2742 (533 amino acids)
Biological process (GO): L-glutamate transmembrane transport
Cellular component (GO): plasma membrane
Molecular function (GO): glutamate:sodium symporter activity; neutral L-amino acid transmembrane transporter activity; L-glutamate transmembrane transporter activity
Source: RefSeq, a predicted model, not a curated record